Molecule: messenger RNA, 1614 nt
Organism: Bombyx mandarina (wild silkworm)
Lineage: Eukaryota; Metazoa; Arthropoda; Insecta; Lepidoptera; Bombycidae
Biological process (GO): DNA integration
Molecular function (GO): nucleic acid binding
Source: RefSeq, a predicted model, not a curated record
AUGUCUAUAACUCCAAAACUCCCAGGGCUAAAAAUCCUGGUUUUUGUGAGAGUGUUGGAGAUGGUCCAGGCCACGUCUAUCAUGAAGAAAAAGGGGGGGUUAUCGAUUGUCAAGUUGUGCUGCACUCUUUGCUCAAGUUCAAACCUCUCCAUUGCGUGUAUCGGACACACCAAGAGCAAGUGUUGUAUUGUCUCUGAUUGUGCUGGGUCGCAGAUGCACGAUGGACUCUCCUUGCACUUAAAGCGACUAAGGUAUUCGGAAAAUCCACCGUGCCCCGUCAUGAUUUGCGUAGUCAGGCAACAUACUUACGUUCUCGCUGCUGACGUAGAGCAAAUGUACAGGCAAAUCUCAGUUCAUCCGGACGAUCGUUACUUACAACGCAUCAUCUGGCGCGACGAUCCAGCUGCUCCUGUUCAAGCCUGCGAGCUUAACACUGUGACGUAUGGCACAGCUAGCGCUCCUUACCUCGCAACGCGAUGUCUUCGUCAGCUCGGCCUUGAAUAUUCUAAUGAGAGGGUGUCAGAGGUAAUCUUGCAUGAUUUCUUUGUCGACGAUCUGUUGACCGGCGGGGAUGACCUGUCUGAAGUUCAGGAUUUGCGUCAGAAGGUGUCGGCCGUUCUUGCCUCUGCUCAGAUGGUUUUGCGAAAGUGGAAGUCUAAUGAGUCCACAUUGAUGAGUGAACCUCAUCUUUCCAAAUCAUCUCUUGAUCUGAAUGUUGGCACUACAGAGUCUAGCAAAACUCUAGGCCUCAGAUGGCAUCCUCAGUCUGAUUUGUUGUAUUUUCCAAUUUGCUUGUCAGAUCAUACUUGUUAUACUAAGCGUGACAUGCUCUCACUGAUCUCGCAGAUAUUCGAUCCAUUAGGACUCCUCGCACCUAUAGUUAUAGUAUUAAAAAUGUUACUGCAAAAAUUAUGGUUGCAUAAAUUGUCAUGGUAUGAGCAGUUAUCCCCUGAAAUUAAGAUGCUUUGGGUAGAUGUAAUUCGUGAUCUCCCUCUGUUGAAUAAAAUAAAAAUUCCUCGUCAUGUUCUCUGUAAAUCUCAUAAAUUCAUUGAAUUUCAUGUAAUGACAGAUGCUUCAGAAAAUCCAUAUGGCGCCUGUCUGUAUGCGCGAAGUGUCGACCAGUCGGACGAAGUAACUGUGCGCUUGUUGAUGGCUAAGAGUCGCGUAGCCCCACUUAAGCCGACGACUAUCCCUCGGCUCGAGCUCUGUGCAGCUGUAGUUGGGACUCGACUCUAUGAGAAAGAAAUGUCAUCAUUACGAGUACAGGCUACACGCACUUACUUCUGGACUGACUCUACAAUUGUUCUUUGUUGGCUGAAAAUGAUGCCAAAUAAAUUACAGACCUUUGUGCGCAAUAGAAUUGCUGAAAUUCAGGACAAAACUGCAAGCUGCGAGUGGAGACAUGUCCCGAUAGCACAAAAUCCUACUGAUCAUCUCUCUCGUGGUGUUACAGCUACUGUUUUGUCUGAUUUAGAUCAGUGUUGGUCUGACCCAGCCUUCCUGAAGGAGUCACCUUCAAGCUGGCCUGGCAACAUGUAUCAGCAUGCGCAAAAGGACGCUCUGCCUGAAAUUAAAUCUUCUGUGUCAUUGCACUCUCAUACUAAUCAAAAUUAG